Molecule: messenger RNA, 498 nt
Organism: Capsella rubella
Lineage: Eukaryota; Viridiplantae; Streptophyta; Magnoliopsida; Brassicales; Brassicaceae
Product: basic blue protein
Exons: 2
Coding region: 10-405 (131 amino acids)
Cellular component (GO): plasma membrane
Molecular function (GO): electron transfer activity
Source: RefSeq, a predicted model, not a curated record
UUGACCUAAAUGGCUCAGUCAUCUCGACACGUUUCUUAUGUCAUGGCAAUGUUAUGCUUAUUUAUAGCCAAUGCCGUGACCCAUGCCCGAAGACCCACCACCUACUUUGUGGGAGGCCAAGACGGUUGGGAUCCGGUUAUUCUGAUGGACACUUGGGCACGAGGCAAAACCUUUUAUGCUGGUGAUAUCCUCGUAUUCAAGUACGAUGAUCAGAGAUCCAAUGUGGUUGUGGUAAACCGAAUUGGGUAUGAAACAUGUACGGCUAACGAGGGAGCGGUAGAGUAUUCGUCCGGUAACGAUAGGAUUCAGCUUCAUUAUGGUUAUAACUAUUUCAUCGGAACGUAUACUCCCGAGGAUUGUUCCACCGGUUUAAAGAUGGCCAUCAAAGCAUUGGCUCCAAUCUAAAUUAAAUGAAAUCAACUAAAACUAUCAUAAGUGGUAUGGUUAGUAUUUUCGUAGUACUGUUGGACUUAACAGUAACGAUGAUAUAUAUAUGGA